Messenger RNA from Uncinocarpus reesii 1704, 2208 nucleotides. RefSeq lists its product as uncharacterized. The transcript has 4 exons. The record is from RefSeq and is a predicted model, not a curated record. The coding region runs from base 1 to 2208 and encodes 735 amino acids. NCBI's taxonomy places the organism in Eukaryota, Fungi, Ascomycota, Eurotiomycetes, Onygenales, Onygenaceae.
AUGGCGGUGCUGGAUGCUUGUUGUUUGCAACACAAAAGCGCCAAGACGGUGGAACCCAGCCCUCCACUUCUAGACCACCGGCCCAAAGCAUCGCCUUCUCGCAGCUCCAGCAGCUCUCAGCCAGGAAUUCCCGCCAAUAUCGUUACUGCAGAUCUUCGCUUGCAUGUACGCAAUGGCUUGAUGGACGUGCUACGGAUCAGCAGGAGGAUUUUCCUUGCAGAUGAAGAGCUCGGGAAAAAAGAUGACGACCAUCAUCGCAAAACGGCACACUUCCGGCGGCCGUCCUCGACAUUUUGGCGACUCCCGCGUCGGCGACGUGCUUUCGUCUUGAUCAUUGGCAUCGUCCUCUGCUAUCUCCUUUUCACCGCUAUAUCAUCCCUGAAUCCUUCCUACGACGAACCACUUGAAAGUACGAGAACUGUUCGGCCGUCAUACCCCGUACACAAUGCGAUUCUACGCCCAAAAGGCCCUCCCCCGCUCCCGGAUAAAAGGCAGGAACGCCGCGAUCAUUAUUUUAAUGGCCCAAUAAAGUUCUAUUCUUUGGCAAAGUCGCUAUAUUCCAUCCGGGGGUUUGUGGGUUAUAACCGUGAGAAUAAAAUAGUGCUGUUUGCAGUUGCGAACUUGAAGUGUCUCUCGAAUCUACUUCCACUCGCCUGUGAAAUGUCCCGGCAAAAGUUAAACCGAGUACAUAUCGCGCUGUUGGGGCGGGACGGUAUAUCAAUUGAAAGAAUUCAGGAAGUUAACGGUUACAAUGAGUCAGAUUGUUCGUUGGUUUGGCAUGAUGCCCGCCCCGAUUAUGGUCAUUGGUCCACAGACGCGAGAAUGGAGGCAAGCGUCAAGUCCGCAAUCGGACAUGUCAAUGCAAUUCUCCAUCCCCAGGUCAUUAUCACCCAUGAAAGUCGGGACGAGCCGUUCCUCGUCAAGGGCGUCAAAGCACGGGCGUCUCUAGCAGGCAUAACGAAUAUCGGCCUCAAAGGCAGGGCGUCUAACUUCAAUUGGGUUACAAAACUUGAUGCUAGGGCUUUGGCAGUCUGGAACAGGAUCCAAAUAGAGAUACUCGUCCAUGCACCUCCCGCAUCGUCUGGAUCGCUCUUACGGCUCCUCAAAGGCCUCCAUAAGGCUGAUUAUUUUGGGUCCGUUCCCGGAUUGACCAUUGAACUACCCUCAGAAGUCGAUAAUCCAUUACUCGAAUUUCUUUCGGGUUUUACAUGGCCGCCCCUGACAGAGAAUCGUCAAUUUACGUUGCGCCGUCGUAUAUCCCACAACGUAAGCCCUGAGGAGGCAGCUAUGAGAAGUAUCGAUGCGUUCUAUCCGCGCGAUCCGUGGUUUUCUCAUGUUUUGGUACUUUCUCCACAGACCGAACUAGCACCAUCAUUUUACCACUUUCUCAAAUACUCUCUUCUAAAAUAUAGAUAUUCAACGGUAAAUACCCCGACAACAUAUCACUUUUUGGGAAUAUCAUUAGAGCUUCCCUCCUUUAAACCGACCGACGGAUCUAAAUUCUCCUUUCCAAACGCAAAGACUGUCUCCGCACCAGGUAGUAAAAGUACACUGCCUGUUUUCCUUUGGCAAGCUCCCAAUAGCAAUGCUGCGCUCUACUUUGGAGACAAAUGGAUUGAAUUCCACUCGUUUCUUUCUAACCGAUUUGCUCCACCGCUGAAAAUGAAACAAACGACACGACUGAAGUCUGUUUUGAAGAAAUACGCUUCCUGGAUGGAAUACAUGCUCGAAUUCAUUCAGGCUCGUGGCUAUUAUAUUUUAUACCCAGCAUUUGCUACCGAAGAUGAUUAUUCCCUUGCCACAGUGCAUAACGAAUUGUUUCGCCUUCCGGAAGAACAUGAAUCAACAACAACCAAAAAGCAGCGUGCUGAACCUAGCUUGGAGAAAAUCCACGAUCCGCAACAAACGCUGCUUGAUGAAACGUUUCAAGAUUCCGAACCUGAUUCUGUUGAAAGGAUAGUUUCGGUGUCUUCGUCUAUAUCGGAUCUACUUGAUGCAUUCCCAGCUCAGCUCCCACAGCUUGAAUCAUUAAACAUCCUCUCACCCUCCGGUAUCGAGGGUGGGCUUCCCAGUCUUCUUAGUUCAACUGAGAAGUAUGUUCGAAGCUUUAAAGCAGAGAUAGGGGGCUGUAACUCUGAAGAUGAGCCCCCGGAUUUCGUCCCGAUGAGCGCCAAUGACCUUUUUUGUCUGGAUAGGAAUGACAGCUAA